AUGCUGCUCAAUCUCAAUACCCCUCAGAAAGCCCUGCUGUGGCUCUUCAUCCAGGCGGCCGUUCUACCGCCCACAAUUGCUCGACAAUGCUACUGGCGAAACGGCGCAAGUACACUGAAUGAGCAACAGCCCUGUUUUCCUGAUAAAGCAGAUAGUCCCUGCUGCGCGACUAAUAAACAAAAUGGUGACUCGAAUGAUGUUUGCACUACAACCGGGCUUUGUGUCGCGCAGGUCGAGCCUUAUACCGGCCUCGUUCUGCAGAAUGGUUGCACGGAUUCAAGCUGGAAAAGCUCCAGCUGUCUCAAUAUUUGUCCCGGCUCAAUGAAACCAGAUUACGGCAUCCACAUUCUCCCCUGUCCAGAUAAGAGUCUAAAGCACUGGUGUUGCAGCCUGAAUGGCUCCGAUUGUUGCGACAGUGCAUUUGAACUCGAUAUGGGUACAUUGAUGCUUUCUUCAAACUCAACAAGCCCAAGUAGCUUAGCUGCUGCAUCCGCGACUGUGACAGCAACAACUACUGCCACAGUCACAGCGGGCACAGGCACCGACUCAUCUACCUGCAACGGCGACUGCCAUGCAGAGUCCACUACAAUUGCCGUUGGUGCUGGCGUGGGCGCCGGGCUUGGCGCAUGUCUUGUGGCGACUGUGUGCCUACUUGUUUUCCAGAGACGUGCGUAUCAGAAGAAAUUCCAUGAGAUGAAGGCUUCACAAUCAGGCGCGUAUCCACACGUUCAGCAGUAUGGGCCUUUCGUGCCUAAAAGUCCCGUGGAGCUGCCUCUGAACCAACGUCCUACGGUCUUUGAAAUCGAUAGUGAGCGUCCGGCGCGGCCGGAAUGA
Aspergillus pseudonomiae is the source of this 834-nucleotide messenger RNA. RefSeq lists its product as uncharacterized. The transcript has 2 exons. Bases 1 to 834 code for a protein of 277 amino acids. The record is from RefSeq and is a predicted model, not a curated record. NCBI's taxonomy places the organism in Eukaryota, Fungi, Ascomycota, Eurotiomycetes, Eurotiales, Aspergillaceae.